GGCGUGAGUCACAGGCCUGACCUUCAUCUUUCAGCCUCUUCUGAUGGAAAACCAAACAGCUGCACCUGUUCAGCUCCCACCGCCCUGUGAUAACACGGCCCGGUCUCGUCCAAUCACACGGCCCGGUCUCGUCCAAUCACACGGCCCGGUCUCGUCCAAUCACACGGCCCGGUCUCGUCCAAUCACACGGCCCAGUCUCGUCCAAUCACACGGCCCGGUCUCGUCCAAUCACAUCGCUCCUCUGAAGGAUAAAAGCUCCUCCGCUGACGGCCUGAACAUGUUCGAGCCAUGGCCUUCCUGUGGAUCCUCUCCUGCCUCGCCUUCGCCGGCGCCGCCUACGGUUGUGGCGUGCCCGCCAUCACUCCUGCCAUCACCGGUUACUCUCGUAUCGUGAACGGUGAGGAGGCGGUGCCUCACUCCUGGCCCUGGCAGGUGUCUCUUCAGGACUACACCGGCUUCCACUUCUGUGGAGGCUCUCUCAUCAACGAGAACUGGGUUGURACGGCCGCUCACUGCGAUGUCAAGAUCUCCCACCGCGUGAUCCUCGGAGAACACGACCGCUCCUCCAACGCCGAGCCCAUCCAGACCAUGGCGGUCGGCAAGGUGUUCAAGCACCCCCAGUACAACGGCUACACCAUCAACAACGACAUCCURCUCAUCAAGCUGGCCAGCCCCGCCGAGCUGAACAUGCGUGUUUCUCCUGUGUGCGUGGCCGAGACCACGGAUAACUUCCCUGGAGGCAUGACCUGUGUGACCUCCGGCUGGGGUCUGACCAAGUACAACAACCCAAACACCCCCGCCCGCCUGCAGCAGGCCUCCCUGCCCCUCCUGACUAACGAGGACUGCCGUCUUUACUGGGGCAGCAAGAUCACCGACAUCAUGAUCUGCGCCGGCGCUGAGGGAGCCUCUUCCUGCAUGGGAGACUCUGGUGGUCCUCUGGUCUGCCAGAAGAGCGGAGCCUGGACCCUGGUGGGUAUUGUGUCCUGGGGCAGUGGAAUCUGCAGCACCUCCAUGCCAGGUGUGUACGCCCGGGUCACCAAGCUGCGCUCCUGGGUGGACCAGACCAUCGCUGCCAACUGAGCGCGCUCAGUAGAACACCUCCACUUUCAACCUGACGUUCAAUAAACCCCAGAAACUGUAACAACA
This is a messenger RNA of Austrofundulus limnaeus, 1146 nucleotides long. Its product is annotated as chymotrypsin A. The record is from RefSeq and is a predicted model, not a curated record. Bases 289 to 1080 code for a protein of 263 amino acids. Gene Ontology annotation, molecular function: serine-type endopeptidase activity. Gene Ontology annotation, biological process: proteolysis. NCBI's taxonomy places the organism in Eukaryota, Metazoa, Chordata, Actinopteri, Cyprinodontiformes, Rivulidae. The transcript has 7 exons.